Messenger RNA from Cajanus cajan (pigeon pea), 2132 nucleotides. RefSeq names its product putative protein phosphatase 2C 52. NCBI's taxonomy places the organism in Eukaryota, Viridiplantae, Streptophyta, Magnoliopsida, Fabales, Fabaceae. Gene Ontology annotation, molecular function: protein serine/threonine phosphatase activity. Gene Ontology annotation, biological process: protein dephosphorylation. The record is from RefSeq and is a predicted model, not a curated record.
UACUGUACUUCAUAGUUCUGAACUGGUCUAUUCAGACUUGGCUUGAUCUCUUGCGCUGUUACUGUUGUUAUUAUUUUGGGUUAAUUUGCUUUUAAUUGUUCGCUUCACUCAUUUCUUGGUCUCCUAUUGCGACAUUUGUUGUUUUCUUUUGCUUGUUAUGAUAAUUACGUAAUGUUUACUUGAUUCAUCUCUCUGUGAAUUCUUGGUUGACGAGAUCAUAACAUACCUUGCUUUCGUCCUUUUCUGCUUUUGCGUUAUUUGCUUUAUCUGUUGUAUUUCUCUGCUGUGGGAAACCAGUGUCUGUUUUGUACCGCUUUUCUCUCUUUCUCUCUCUGAACUGUCAUUUACCAAGUUUUCUGUUCUACCUGGUGCAGUGGUAAAACCAGGAAAAAAGCUUAAAAAAUCAGAGUUUUUAACUAUAUAUACGCUUUUGUAUGGAUGUUUAUUCUCACUCACAUGUUGAUCUCAUUCGGGUUAGUUAAUUCAAUUGGUUUCAUCAUCCAUUUAAUUAGCUUCCGGCAAAUUGUGUCUUCGACCAAGUACCAAAGACCCCAGUUUUCAACUACAAGGUGUAAAUUGUCUAAUACUUCCUUAUGUUAGAGAAUCUUUGGGGUUAGGAUUGUUUACUCAGUUGAAUAUACAUGGAAUCUGAGAGUUUGAUUUGAGAUGUAUGUAGUGGAAAAGGAUGGAAGACAUAGUUUACACAUGAUAUUUUCAUUCUAAAACUGAACCAAAUGGGUUGUUGUGUCUCAACAAGCAGUCAGAGUACUUGUAGUAGCAGGAGCAAUGUAGACACAAUCACUCCAACGUGUCUAGAAUUUGGAUUCUGUGGUCAAAAGAGUGCAAAGAGAACAUUCUCUGAUCAUGUUGUUUCUCUGCACCAAUUACCAUCCUUACCAAACAGAAUUUUUACUAAUGGAAAGAGCAGGUCUUCUUGCAUAUUUACACAGCAGGGUCGAAAGGGUGUUAAUCAGGAUGCCAUGAUUGUAUGGGAAGAUUUCAUGUCAGAAGAUGUGACAUUUUGUGGUGUCUUUGAUGGCCAUGGUCCUCAUGGCCACCUUGUUGCACGCAAAGUCAGGGAAGCGUUGCCACUAAAACUGCUUUCAUUUUUGCAUUCCUCCGAAUCAGGGCGAAAUGGUUCGGGUAAAGAUUGUUUCAGAGGCAACAUGAAGCCUGAAAGUGGAGAGUCUGAGAAAGAUGUCCCUGCUGAAGAUAAAUUGAACUCUAUGUGGAAAGAAGCUUUCAUGAAGGCAUUCAAGGCUAUGGAUAAAGAGCUGAGGUCUCAUCCAAAUUUGGACUGCUUCUGUAGUGGGAGCACAGCUGUCACGAUAGUGAAGCAGGGUUCAAAUUUGUUCAUGAGCAAUAUUGGUGAUUCCCGAGCAAUCAUGGGAUCAAAAGACAGCAAUGACUCCAUGGUGGCAAUUCAGUUGACUGUUGAUUUGAAGCCUGAUUUGCCAAGGGAAGCAGAAAGAAUUAAACGGUGCAAGGGUAGGGUAUUUGCAUUGCAAGAUGAGCCAGAAGUUCAUAGGGUGUGGUUGCCUUUUGAUGAUGCACCAGGAUUAGCAAUGGCUAGAGCAUUUGGAGAUUUUUGCUUGAAGGAAUAUGGUGUGAUUUCUAUACCUGAAUUUUCUCAUCGGCAGCUUACUGACAAGGAUCAGUUCAUUGUUCUUGCUUCAGAUGGGGUUUGGGAUGUUUUGAGCAAUGAAGAGGUGGUUGAGAUAGUAUCUUCAGCAUCAACACGAUCAUCAGCGGCAAGGACUCUGGUGGAUUCAGCAGCUCGAGAGUGGAAACUUAAGUAUCCGACUUCAAGAAUGGAUGACUGUGCUGUCGUAUGCCUAUUUUUGGAUGGAAAAAUGGAUGCAGAAUCUGAUUGUGAUGAGCAAUGCUUCUCUUCUGCAACCAUCCCGUGCAAUGAUUCGGACGAUGGUAAAAAGUCUGAGCCAUCUUUGCAAAGGAACUUUACUGUGAGAUCCUCAGAAGAAAGUGAAACCUAUGGAGGAGUGGUAUCUGUUGAUGUUGAAGAUGGAAAAUCAGCAGCUGAAGAUCAAAACUGGUCAGGUCUUGAGGGCGUCACCCGAGUAAACUCACUUGUUCAACUUCCUAGAUUUUCUGAGGAAAGGCUAAAGUCUUGA